This is a messenger RNA of Botrytis cinerea B05.10, 3173 nucleotides long. RefSeq lists its product as hypothetical. Bases 946 to 2991 code for a protein of 681 amino acids. The record is from RefSeq and is a predicted model, not a curated record. NCBI's taxonomy places the organism in Eukaryota, Fungi, Ascomycota, Leotiomycetes, Helotiales, Sclerotiniaceae. The transcript is spliced from 2 exons.
GUCUAGAGACACUUGUAUAGCGUGUGGACUAGGCCGAUGCUAGCUCAUGGCCAAUGAAGUAAUUGUUCUUUUAUACGUGAAAAAGACAUGGAGUCAUUUAUUCUUCUAAUUAUCCCAAUCUAGUAGCCGACUAAUUGCGCUUUUCUCGUUUAUCUAUAGCAUCUAAUCUCUAGCCCGAGACUGUUUGACAGCUGGUCAGUAUCACGCAUAGACUAGGUGUUUGAUAUAAGCAAACCCUGUUUACUCGACACUGUCAUGGGAGGUCAUUGAAACCUCCAAAGUGACUGGAACAACAAAAGUGAAAUACCCAUUGUCUCCCCAUUCCCGACCACGACACUUCAGACGACACCGACUACCAUAUCCAUCCACGCAAAAAGGCUCAACAGUGAAUUCAAAUUGACCAAUGUAAUCUAAAAAUCGGAACUUGUUUCCCCCGAGUUUGUGAUAAUGAAAUUAGAUCGCUCAAUUAAGAGAUUAGGGCCAACGCUCACCGAGAUAUACAUUAUCCCGCUUGCAGUUUCAAACCCCCAAAAAUAUUCCCACGACAACAAUUCUCAAUCCCCGAUCUCCAGCCUCCAACCUCCAACCUCCAACCUCAACAAACAAUCAAGACAACGAGUCAAAAAAGUUUCUAGACUUUCUUUCAUCUUUCUAUGUAUUGCAUUUCGAUGACACCAAAUCUUUGAUUCUUGCCAUUCAAUCUUUUGCGCUCUCUAUCACAUCCCUUUCCGACCACGGUUCUGAGGGUUUUUGUUUAUUUGAUAUCUGCCUCUCUAUUUUGGUAACCAAGGGAUCAAUAUUUCGCUCCUUGGUUUAAUUUGAUAUCCAAACUCUCUAUUUGAUUGAUCUCUACAAGGCCACAUAUUUUGGUUUCUUUCGUUUGAUACACUCCUUGCCACAUCCAUUCCAAAGAUAUCACCAUUGUCGCAUCACAUUCCCGGCAAGAUGGCGAAGCCAGCAGAGGAUUCAGUGGGGAUGCCAGCACCAAAGCCAAAGUUGACAGCAGCACAGAAGAAAAAGGCAGACAAAGAAUUGUUAUUGCAGGAAGAAUCAAGACAAGCAAGAGAGCAAAAACAAGAAGUGGAGAAGAGCGUUCAAAUUGACCAAGAGGCGAAAGCAAAGGAAGAUGAAAAUGAUCGAAGUGAUGUCGGCCUGAUUUUCAAUAAAUCAAAUCGAAGUGAACACAAUGAUUACUGGUUGGCUCAUCAAGCUCUUCAAUCUGGGAAUCUGGAACAGUUGAGUAAGGAACAAUCAGCUCUUGCUGAGGCGUCAAAUCAACAAAAUGAGAGAUCAUCAAUCGAUCACAAACUUGCACAAGAAGCCGAUGUACCAGAACAAUGGAGUUCAACCGCCAAAGCAGACGCAUCUACUCUACAAGGUUCAUUUCAAUAUUCCAACGUAUCUAUGAAGUAUCAAAAAAUGCAAACGGAUGAUGUUAUCAAGGCCUCGACUGAUGUUAUGCCGAAUUAUGGCAAACCUUGGGCUGGAUCCGCAGAAGAGACUUCUCAUGUUUGGAUUAUCCUCAUUGGUCAAUUUGGAAUUGGCGAUUCAGCUCAUGCCACUGCAGUGUCAGCAAAGCUGCGCUGUGCAGAGAUCAAGUUACGUUGGUCCGUUCAUCUCCAAACUCUCUGCCUCCCCCUUCGUGGUGGAAUCAUCAAACUCCUCGAAAACAUCCAAAUUCAGAAUUUGAAAGAAGUUGCGGCAAUUGUCGAAAAAAAUCCCUUGGAUGAUCUACCUGAGUCUGAAACAAAGGCUGUUGAAGCUGCUCCAGUGGAUUGGGCUGAUAGGCAAGACGAGUCAUUUCUCAAUCUCAACACCACGAAGAAGAAGAAGAAGCCGAGGAGAAAGGCCGUGCCAACUAUUGAAAGUAUUCUCUCAGACAUCGACGAGGACGAAAAUGUAGAAGUCAUUAAUGAUGAUGCCGUUGUCGUUGCGGGGGCCAUUGAGCUUCCUAAAAAGGCGGUAAAACCCAGAGCGAGGAAGGGAAAGGCGGUCAAGGCUGUUGAGGUUGAUUCUGAAGCCAUUGGUGAUGAUGGGACCGUUGAGACCCCAAAUCAAGCUCCCGUCAAGGUGAAAAAGCCAAGAGCUAGAAAGACAAAGACUACUGGCACUACUGACGUUGUUCCGGAAGCCGCUAACAAUGAAGACAUCCAGGGGCCCAUUGAAGCUCCUAAGAAGGUAUCAAAGCCCCGAGCUAGCAGACCCAAGGCGGCCAAGAUUCUUGAGAUUGAUUCUGAAGUCGACAACGAUGAUGACAAGAAUGAUGGACUUGGGGUUCCUAAGAAUCCAUUCUCGCAAUCAAAUCAAGGAGAUUCCCAAGUCCACGCGGUCAAGAAGUCAACUGCAAAGCCGAGAGCGGCAGCCAAGAAACCCCAAGCUAAAGACGAGAGCGAAGAUGAGGAUGAUGAUGUCCCAAACAUUGCAAAUUCACGCCCCCCAAGAUCCAGAGCAGUUUCAAAGGCAAUCGUAGUCAUUGACAGUGAUGAUGAUGAUGAUGAUGAUCAGGGAGGCCAAGCAAAAUCCGACAAGAAAAAGCCAGCACCCAGGAAAGUCGCCACGAAGAGUCAGAAAACAGCUGAAACAGAGGUUCCUAAACACAUUCAAGCUCUUCUUGACAAUACAGGCACGUUUUUGGCGGGUAGAACAUUUGUGGUUUCCGGAACCCUCCCUACUGUCGGCCGCAUAAACACCGAAAAGCUGUCAAGGCUGUAUGGUGCCAAAACAUCAAGAGCAAUUACCAAGGCGACCACAGAUGUUGUUUUGGGCGAUAACCCUCUAGCUAAGCAAGUGAAGGAGCUUAAGGAUCUCAGUCCUAAUACUAUGGAUGUUGAUGCUUUCAUCGCUAUGCUGACGUCGUUGUCAAAGUAUAAUAACAAUCUUGUCGGCGGUGAUGAUGGUGAGGAUGGUGAGGAAGAGAUUGAGGAUCAGCCCCCUGCAAAACGAACCAAGUUAGGUAUGGAUCUCAGCUCUGCCUCUUCUGCGCUUGUUUAAUCUUUCUCGAAUUCGUUGGCCUGUACAUUAGGGGCAAUUUGUGAAUACCGGGCGCAUAGGCUCUUUCACCCAACACAUGGCAUUGUAUUUUAAAUACAGGCGAUGGUGAUGUAAACUUACAGUUUCACGAUUCUACGAUUCUUCUAUCAUUCGAUUUUACGGUUCACAAUUUCUCGACCUCA